AUGCUAGUAGAAGCCACUGCGGACGCAGCGCUUCUGCAGCAACUGGACACAGAACUAAAGUGCCAAGUUCAGCCGGAAAAUUUCCGGGAAGUUUUGCUUCGGGUUUGUGAUCUGCUGCUGGACCAUCACGGAGGCCCUGUCCAAUACCUGCAGUCUGAACUGGGGGCAGAGCCUAAUGCUGCCUGGACUGCAUUUGCUGCAGACUUGGAAAGGCGUUUUCCACGCCGUCCAGACCUGACAUAUGUCGAUGGACUGCAAUACCCAGCUGGCUGCCAAGGCCAAGCUUCCGCAAUCAAGGUCAGCUUGUGGCAGUUGGGGUGGCAUCCAGAUUGUUCCUCGAAGCCACCAACGUUCAAACCAGCAGCCCGGAAGUUGGUGGAUGAAUUUUUGACACAUUCCUUUAUCACCGCUUCCGACAACCUGUUGCUGUAUCAAAGUGAGAGCUACCCUGGCAGGAUGGAAAAUCAGCAGGGCGCUCCAAUUUUUUUUACUCAUUAUGUCAAAGGAGCGGCACGUGCCAGCACAAUUCUGAUGUUGGCACAUGUCUUAGUAUGCAAGAUGGACCUUGAUGUUGCCUCAUUGAAUCCGCGGCUCUAUGACAGUAUGUUGGCUGUGUUCUGCAAAGAGUCCGACAUUCCCACAGAUGCGGUAGCCAUUGCUUUGGAAAAUGCAACCCUGAGUGCCCGUGGAGACAUCCGCAAACAGCAUGAUGUUAUCACAUGGCUGAGCAAGCUGUUGAUCCUGAAAGGCAAAGGCUUGUCACCCACUGAAGUCUUGCAGCGGUGGAAUGAGAGUGCAACACGCGAAGCAGCAGUGGUAGGAAAUAAGCGCACCGGUUUGCUACUGCUACUGAAGCUUCCUACAGAAUCAGCGCAGUUGCUCCUAAAACACAGCAGUACCUUCGGCAAUGACUCUGCGUUCAGCAAUGAAGUCUUCGCGCACAAACGAUUGCAUCCUGGCUACACCCCUCGUGGAAUGCCGCGGCAAUGGCAAACAAGAAUGACCGUCACUGUGGAUGGGUUCAACUUGUUCGUCCAAUAUGUCCAUGCCAGUCAAGCACGAAAGAUCAAGGAUAAUAGGAAGAACUGGGACAAAUCAGCGCUGGAAGAGACCCUGUCCAUGGCCCAGCUACUGACAUCCCUCAUGGUGGAAAUCCAGAACCAGCAUGCUGUCCACAAAGAUCUGCUUCUAGAGAAAGUCAUUCAUCCCUUUCUGGACUUUGACCCAAAUUUCGAGCUGGAACUCCAAUCUGCGUUGAGCGAGUGCAAAGCAGAGUUUCAACCAGCCGACAUCUCUAAGUUCAAGGAUGUAGUAGCGGUGGCCCUCGCUAAUCGAGAUUCAAAAAUGACAGCAAUUGGCCAAGGACCACGAAUCACAGCAGGCGAGCUGGAAAAGCAAGCGUUCGAGGUCAUGCUUGCAUCAGCAGAACAUGAUGUCCAAUCAUACCGCGCCUGGCGCACCAAGUGUCUGGACAGAGACAGUGCGCAGUAUUUCCAACAGCUUCAGCACACCGCAAGACGGCAGAAGCAGGCCAAGGAGAUCGCAGCCAGCGUGACAGCAGCAGGGCCAACAUGGCAAAUCCAGUUGGACAUCUUCAAAAAGCUGGACACUGCCAACUUUGCAAUUGUCACCGCCAUCGCUGACAAGAUCCAACGUCUGCACCAGUUGUCCGACCGAGAGUCCAUCCAUUGCAUUGCUUUCUUGAAUUGGUCUGCCCCUGCGAUUUUUUCAGCGCAGACUCAGAAGGCGCAGGCAGGUUUGUGCGGAGGCAUUGUGAACGGGCUUGGCCGCUCCAUUGGCGUGUGCUUAAGCCCCAUUCAUUUUUACAAACGAGGCAGCCUACACAAAGCAGAGCAGAAUUGCUUAACAUUGCUGACCAAUUCAGCGUUGAACACGGACACCCGCUUCGCAGUGGCGUAUGCCAGCAAGACAGAUGAGCGGGAGAAACGGCCAAUGCUCCACCCAGGCUUCAUCCUAUUCCCAGGGGGAACGGACGAGAGCGCAGCUCACAAGGUGCUUUGGCAAAUUUGGCGCACCUCAGGACUGCUAAGCAAAGGGGCCAUUACAGACGUCAGCAUGAACCCCUCACAGCAAAUGCAUGUCAUCGAGGACAUGAGAGACGACGCGCUACCAGAUUCGUCAGACACAGCCACGCAUUUGAGCCAGGUCGAGAAGGCGGUGCAGAUCGGCGAAGACGCUGCGCGCAAGGUCCUUCAGGCAGCUUUGCCUCAAGGCCUGAGCCGCGCAGCCAUCUUGGUGGUCGAUCUGAGUUCGCACACUCUGGAGUUGGCUAAGGCGUGCUACAAAGAGAGGGUAGCAAAGACUCAGCAGACUCCUAUCUAUUAUUUGGGUAUGGCAGAAAGUGAAAGUGAGUUGGAAUGGCAACGCCACCAUUUGGAGUCAUGGCUGAGUGAGGGCUACAUAGAUGGCUCAAUCGGGUUGCCCCCAGGCGCGCCAUCCCUGAUGCCCAAAGAAUUGCCUUCAGACGUGGUGACUGCCCUUCCACCAAAGCCUGAUCUGAACACCUUAGCAUGGAGUGCCAAGAAGGACGAAGUAGCGGGGCUGCCGACCUUAAAAACCCCCGACAAGAUCUUACAAGCGUGGCAUGACCACGCUGUCUACGGAAGCCGAUUCCAAGAAUGGCUAACACAAAGUCGGGCCGCCAUUCCAUUGGAUCUUUCUGAGUCCGCUUCAACCAAGGCAUCGUCAUCCAGCAACAAACGAGGCGCUCCAGGGACUUCGGAGUCAUUGGAGCCACCCCCAAAGGUCUUGAAAUCAACAACAAAAGAAGAAGAUGCCGCUGCCGCCGCCGCAGCAGCCAGCAUUCCUGUGACAAUUUCAGGGAGCGGUACCAAAGGAAAAAGCAGUGGAGGAGGAAAGUUGGUGAUAGCAGUGGGAAAGCGGGUGUUUAUCGUGAAUGAAGGCAGUGCAGAUCUUCUCCUGCAGCCUGGCUCAACCCUGGCAGGCUAUUACAAAGGAAAGUUUGUGGCACUGAAGAGCGGCCAGGAAGAGGCGCGUCUUGCUGAUGUCCCUUUCACGCUGACAGAUUCCACCGACUCAGUGCUGCACGAAAACAAGAUUCAGUCAGUGGGCCAGGUUGUGGCACAGAAGCGAGCGCUGACGCCAUUGAGCGCAAGCGUCUGCUACCACGAGCUGGUAGACCAGCCCAAUGCCGAAGAUGCGAAGCAUUUCAUCUUGACUUUGAAAAGCCCAAUUGCUUUUCGGCCUGAGAAUGCACCAACAACGGAAGACAAAAAGGACAAAGAUGGUUGCUACACAUUGCCGCAAACCAGCAUGGCUGGCUGCUUGGACACACUUGCAUGGGAAACCAAGCAUACCAGCAUCACCUGGGCAGUCAAGUGGCAAGCCAGAGGCUUGCAGCCAGUCCGGCCAGUGGUAGUGGUGACGCGCAAACUGACUGUGAAGGCUGGCCAGGCCGUGGAACUGGUCAAGUAG
This is a messenger RNA of Cladocopium goreaui, 3456 nucleotides long. Lineage: Eukaryota; Dinophyceae; Suessiales; Symbiodiniaceae. The record is from the annotation of a GenBank genome assembly.